AUGCUGGAGGGCCCAGCGCCGGAGGAGUUGGAGGCGGGCUCCCCGGCGCCGUGCGCGGCGUCCUGCCACGCGCAGCGCGUCCUGCAGACCCUGAACGCGUACCGGCGGAGCGGCACCCUCACCGACGUGGUGCUGCGCGCCGGCGGCCGCGACUUCCCCUGCCACCGCGCGGCGCUCAGCGCCGGCAGCGCCUACUUCCGCAGCCUGUUCGCGGCCGGGCGCCCGGAGCACGGCCUGGCCGUGGUGCCCGUGGCGCCCGUGGCCUCGGAGGCGGCGCCCGGCGCGGCGGCGGCGGCGCUGGCCGUGGUGCUCGACUACGUGUACGGCGCCGGCGUGCGCCUGCGCGCCGAGGACGAGGCGGCGGCCGUGCUGGCGCUGGCCGAGCGGCUGGGCGUGGCGGGCCUGCGCGAGGCCUGCGCCCGCUUCCUCGAGGGCCGCCUGCGCGCGGCCAACAGCCUGGCGCUGCGCCGCGUGGCCGCCGCCUUCUCGCUCGCCUCGCUGGCCGAGCGCUGCGGCCGCGUGCUGCGCCAGGCCUUCGCCGAGGUGGCGCGCCACGCCGACUUCCUGGAGCUGGCGCCCGACGAGGUGGCGGCGCUGCUGGCCGACCCGGCGCUGGGCGUGGCGCGCGAGGAGGCGGUGUUCGAGGCGGCCAUGCGCUGGGUGCGCCACGACGCGCCGGCCCGCCGCGGGCAGCUGAGGCGCCUGCUGGAGCACGUGCGCCUGCCCCUGCUGGCGCCCGCCUACUUCCUGGAGAAGGUGGAGGCCGACGAGCUGCUGCAGGCCAGCCGCGAGUGCCGCCCGCUGCUGCUGCAGGCCCGCGCCUGCUUCAUCCUGGGCCGCGAGGCGGGCGCGCUGCAGGCCCGGCCGCGGAGAUUCAUGGAGCUAGCUGAAGUGAUCGUGGUCAUCGGUGGUUGCGACCGCAAGGGGCUCCUGAAGCUGCCCUUCACUGAUGCCUACCAUCCAGAGAGCCAGCGCUGGACCCCACUGCCCAGCCUUCCAGGCUACACACGCUCAGAGUUUGCUGCCUGUGCUCUCCGCAAUGAUGUCUAUGUCUCGGGAGGCCAUAUCAACAGCCGUGAUGUGUGGAUGUUUAGUACUCCUCUGCACACCUGGAUCAAGGUGGCCUCACUGCUCAAGGGCAGGUGGAGGCACAAGAUGGCAGUCAUGCAGGGGCAGCUGUUCGCGGUGGGCGGCUUUGAUGGCCUUCGGCGCCUGCGCAGCGUAGAACGCUACGACCCCUUCUCCAACACCUGGGUGGCCGCUGCGCCGCUCCCCGAGGCCGUGAGCUCGGCAGCGGUGGUGUCCUGCGCGGGCCGGAUCUACGUGAUUGGGGGCGCUGGGCAGGACGGUGUCAGCACAAACAAGGUGCAGUGCUUUGACCCCAAGGAGGACCAGUGGAGUCUGCGAUCACCAGCACCUUUCUCACAGCGGUGUCUCGAGGCUGUCUCCCUUGAGGGCAUCAUCUAUGUGGUGGGGGGCCUUAUGAGCAAAAUCUUCACCUAUGACCCUGGCACAGAUGUCUGGGGGGAGGCAGCUGUCCUCCCCAGCCCUGUGGAGAGCUGCGGCGUGACUGUGUGUGACGGGAAGAUCCACAUCCUUGGUGGGCGGGAUGAUCUUGGGGAGAGCACUGACAAGGUCUUCACCUUUGACCCCAGCAAUGGGCAGGUGGAGGCCCAGCCGUCCCUACAGCGCUGCACCAGCUCCCAUGGCUGCAUCACCAUCAUUCAGACCCUGGGCAGGUGACUCAGACUUGAACAGCCUGAGCCAGGAAGCAGAGAAAGGAGGGGGAAUUCAGGCUCACCACUGCCCUCCUCAUGGCACCUCCAUGUAUAUAGCCCCUUAACUUAUUGCCCCCCUUUCUUGUAGAAAUAAAACCUCCUUCAAAGGUUGGAUCUGUGUUCCAGCUCAAGCCUGC
Messenger RNA from Nyctereutes procyonoides (raccoon dog), 1915 nucleotides. It is a transcript of the gene KLHL35, whose product is annotated as kelch like family member 35. The coding region runs from base 1 to 1743 and encodes 580 amino acids. Lineage: Eukaryota; Metazoa; Chordata; Mammalia; Carnivora; Canidae. Gene Ontology annotation, molecular function: protein binding. The transcript has 6 exons. The record is from RefSeq and is a predicted model, not a curated record.